Molecule: messenger RNA, 1427 nt
Organism: Dermacentor silvarum
Lineage: Eukaryota; Metazoa; Arthropoda; Arachnida; Ixodida; Ixodidae
Exons: 11
Coding region: 75-1427 (450 amino acids)
Source: RefSeq, a predicted model, not a curated record
UUGGAAUUUCACACGCACUGCUUGGUUAGCUCUCAAAGUUGUUCGAGUUCACCGCAAGGCCUAACGUAGCAGCCAUGAAUGUUCCGGGUGCUCUCAGCUGCCUCAUUCUUGUUUCAGUACUCGCCCCCUCACGAGCGCAAUGUGACAACGUCCUGUUGCCGAAUGUUGGAGGCCUGUCACAGUGUCUCGAUACGAGGUUAGGGGACUGUGGCACGAAUGCUGAAGGGUUAGGAGAAGACUUGGAGCAAUUUUUCGAUUGCAUGUUUGACGAGUUGCCACGCAUCACUGAUCCUGCCGCAGCGCUCUUUAAUCUUGUGGACCUCUACCAAGCGGUGCUCUCCGAGCUUGAACUGCCGGUCAACGUGAGUUCCGUGGCGACGCUCCUGUGCUACCGUCUCAACUUCUCCCUGGAGGCCUGCGCACAGCCGGCGGUGUCGGGAGACGCACGCUGCGGUUCUCUGCUGAGCGUGUUCUUUCCUGCGUCGUUCGCAGUGCGCCAGUGCGUCGACAGAUCUUCUCUGAUCUGCUUCGAAGGUGAACAACCCAAGGUGGGGACGAUAAAGGCGCUCUUCGAUAUGCUGACGUGCGUCUUCGAAGGUGCCCCUGAAAACGUCAGAUCUCGACUGGCCCGCUCCCUGGCCUGUCCACUGGUCCAACUGCUAAGGCUCGCCCUGAAGCAGUUCGCCGAGGUGAUUACGUGGCCCAUCUUCGCCGAGCAGGUCCGGGACUCGGUAGAACAGCUGGCCACGCUGCUGCUCCACUUGGCCAACUGCCAGAACGAUAUGGCUACCGUAACAAGUGGGAGUGGAAGCAGUAUCGCUACUACAUUACCAAAUUCAUCUACAACGGCAAACUCUGCCACAGCAACAGUGAUUACCUCCCCCAACUCUCCGUAUACCACUCCGGCUUCAAGCAGCACAUCUAGAAACACGGAACUACUUACAUCAAGCUCCGGUGAAGCAAAUGCCAUAAGCUCUAACAUUACGACUCCGACGGGCGACCGUACGGGAACAAUGAUUUCGUCUGCUUCUGGAUCAACUACCACUUCUCCCAGCCAAAGUCCACUCUUAACGGCAUUGAGCAGCACGCCAACAACUUCGUCAACGGUGCUAACGUUUUCUGAAACCACAAACUCGGAGACAGCGUCUGCGACAGCUACAAGUCUGGAGGAAGGCUUGUCAACAACAAACAUAGGAACACCUGCAACAAGUGCAGGAACUAUGAAUUUUUCCACGAUCUCUGAAAGAACAAGCACCAACCCACCUAACGAUGUUGCGGCCACGACUGCUUCCACACAGACGACGAGAGGAUCAUCUUCAGUCUACACAGACCAAGAGACGGUUUCGACAAACUCGAGCGAGUCGAACUUGGGAGUGAUGACGCGAUCCAAACACAAGUACAACCUCUUCCACAGCGUUCUCAAUUGA